AUGUUAAACCCGAACCGCAAGGCUGAACAAUUCCAUCGACAUCACAUCUUCAAUAUAAAAGCGCUUUGCAACGCAGAGGUAACGGCUCAACGUUACCGGAGAGAUAUGAAUAACAAUCAAUUCCGGAAGCUUGUAUUAGACACACCCGCGCGCCAGGCGUCCUCCGAGUCUAAACCCAAAAAUGGAGCUCAAGGGCCAUCUGCGACGCCGAGUCUGGGAAGUCGAGCGAGAAGCUCGAUACCUAUGACACCGCGCAACGUAAAAGGCUAUUCCUCAUCCAACGACUUCGCCCGCCAACUCGCCGCGCAAAACCGUCCCAAGGCGCAAUCCAAGAAGUUCCGCUCCACGACCGCGCCCAAAGGCGCCAAACUCCCAGAGGGGUAUGUUGAUCGAGCGCGCGCGCGCGGCGGCGAUGAUGCGGUGGAGGGGAGUGAGAAGUUUCAACGUGUGAAGGCGCUUGAGGAGAUGAUGAAGUUGCAGCAGAUUGAUGAGCCUACGUUUUUGAGGUUACGGGAGGAGAUUUUGGGCGAUGAUGUUAAGGAGCGCGCGGGACUGGUGAAGGGGUUGGAUUUUAGGCUGCUGGAGAGGGCGAGGAGGGGGGAGGUGGGGGUGUUGGAUGUGCUUGAGGGGAAGGGAACAGAGGAGGGAGAUGGGGAUGGAGAGGGGGAUGAGGAGAUUGAUGAUGAGUUUGAUCGGCUUGAGGAGAGGGAGGUGGAGAAGGUUGAGAGGGAGGUGGUGAAGAAGAGGGGGGAGAUGGCGCCGCCUUCGCUUACGGGGAAGAGGAAUCGUGAUCAGAUUCUUGCGGAGUUGAAAGCUGCGAGGUUAGCUGCGAAAGAGGCUGCGCAACCGAGUCUGGGUUCGAGGUUCAAGAAGGUUGGGGAUAGGCGGCCGGAAACUAGACUGGAGAAGGAUUCGAAGGGGAGGGAUGUUCUUAUUACUGUUGAUGAACAUGGGAAUGAGAAGAGGAAGGUUAGGAAAGCCGUGUUGCCGACGGAGGAAAAAGGAAGUGGGCUUCUCAUGCCAGAUAAAGAUGCCGCACCGCUGGGGAUGGAAGUUCCGGAGAUACCCAAACCAGUCGAAGAGGAGAAAGAGGAUCUAGAUAUCUUCGACGACGCAGGAGAUGAUUAUGAUCCCCUAGCUGACUUAAACGACGAUACCUCCGACGAAGAAGAGAAAGAAGACGGCGAACUCGACGACUCAGAACCAAAACCAACCUCCAAACCUACACCUACAGAUCCUACACCUACAGAUACCCAAACCAUGCCCCCACCCCCCUCAAAACCCAAAAACUACUUCAACGACCCCACACCCUCCACCUCCCUCGACCCCUCCCGCCCCGCCGCCCUCUCAGACCCAACCAUCCUCGCCGCCCUCAAAAAAGCGUCCACCCUCGCGCCCGUCGCCGACGAAGCGGCCGCCGCCAAGGAAGCGAAAAGAAAACGAAUGUUACAGCAGGAUGACCGCGAUGCGCAGGAUAUGGAUCUGGGGUUUGGGAGUUCGCGGUUUGGAGACCAGGAGGAGGGGGAGGAGGGAGAUGGGAAGAGAGUUAAGUUGAGUGAGUGGGGGAAGGAUGAUGGGGAUGAGGAGGGGGGAGGGGGGAAGAAUGGAAAGGGGGCGAGGAAAAGGGGAGGGAAGAAGAGGAAGGGGGAUAAGGAUAGUGUUAAAGAUGUUUUGGGAGUUUUGGAGAGGAGGAAGGGUGAGAAGUAG
This is a messenger RNA of Glarea lozoyensis ATCC 20868, 1707 nucleotides long. RefSeq lists its product as uncharacterized. The record is from RefSeq and is a predicted model, not a curated record. Gene Ontology annotation, biological process: mRNA splicing, via spliceosome. The coding region runs from base 1 to 1707 and encodes 568 amino acids. NCBI's taxonomy places the organism in Eukaryota, Fungi, Ascomycota, Leotiomycetes, Helotiales, Helotiaceae. The transcript is spliced from 2 exons. Gene Ontology annotation, cellular component: nucleus.